UCAGUUGAGCUGCUAACACAGAGUGAGAGCACGGGUUAAAUAUAGAGCAGAGCCUCAGUGCUGAUGACCGGGAACAAGCAGGCGUAAAGAGAGAGGCUGAACAUCCUGCGGCAAAAAGAGAACUUAUUUUAUUUCAGCUCAGAGAAAGAGUCUGUUUAUUCUCAUCUCUGCCCUCGCACGAUCCCCUCCUCUCUCUCUGUCUUCAGUUCUCACUCAUACUCUCUCAGCCAGUGAGCAUACAGCCCAAACUUGGAGAGGACAAAGCUUCACCAUGCUCCAACUUUGGCAGAAAAGGAGACACAGUGAAGGCUGGAUUUAAGAUUUAAAGGAAAGAAGACAGACACGCUGGUGUGGUGAGUGCUGGAGAAGAAGUGAAGUAUUAAUAAGGACCGGAGUCAUUUUGGGACCGAACAGCUGUGACACUAAGAGCUACCAGGUAAAAACAUGCGAUCCAGGACCUGCACCAUGGAAGGUCCAGAUGAUGGACACAUCCAGCCCAGUAAAGGUUUCAUCAAGCAGGAAGAUGAAAACAUGUCGGAGCUGACGAAGAGGAAGAUGAAAGUUCACAGAGAGGAGAAGGAUGGGAGGACGGGAGUGUCGGGCUCAGUGAAGAAACCUCAGAAAGCUGCAGAGAGCCAGAAGCCAGCAACACCAGAUCUGUCCGAGAAGGACCUGCUUCACCUGCUAGGAGUCAUGGAGGGAGAAGUUCAGGCCAGAGAGGACAUCAUCGGGCUACUGAAGUCGGAGAGAACCCGUCCUGAGACUCUGGAGGCCCACUACGGCUCCGCUGUGCCCACCAAACCCCUGCAGGCCCUGCAGAGAGACGCCCUGCUCACCCACAGUGGCAGCAGCACAGACGAUGUGUACGAGAAGCCCAUGGCUGAGUUGGACCGUCUGGAGGACAAACAGAAGGAGACGUACAGACGGAUGCUGGAGCAGCUGCUGCUGGCUGAGAAAUGCCACCGCCGCACCGUCAUGGAGCUGGACAACGAGAAGCAAAAGCACGCAGACUUCAUCAACAAGAGUGACGACUUCACCAACCUGCUGGAGCAGGAGAGAGAGAGACUCAAAAGGCUUUUGGAGCAGGAGAAGGCUUACCAGGCUCGUAAGGACAAGGAGCACAGCAGAAGACUAGAGAAGGUCAGAGCAGAGCUGGUGAAGCUCAAGUCCUUUGCCCUGAUGUUGGUAGACGAGCGGCAGCUGCACAUUGAGCAGAUCGACCAGCAGAGCCAGAAGAUCCAGGACCUCACUCAGAAGCUUCAGGAAAAAGAGCAGCGACUGGCGUCUGUCAGCGACACUGCCAAGGAAAGCAGCCAGAAGGUCCUAAAGCUGGAGGCCGAGCUAGAGCAGAGAGCAGCAAAGUUCACACAGGAGCAUGAGGAGAUGACCGCCAAGCUGGCGAAUCAGGAGUCCCAGAGCCGGCAGCUGAGGCUGAAGCUGGCUGGACUGACACGCAAGAUUGAAGAGCUGGAAGAGAGCAACAAGGUCCUGCAGAAAUCAGAGGAGGACCUGCAGGAGCUGAGGGAGAAGAUCAGCAAAGGAGAGUGUGGGAACUCUUCACUCAUGGCCGAGCUGGAGAAUCUGCGUAAGAAAGUGUUGGAGAUGGAGGGCAAAGAUGAGGAGAUUACCAAAACAGAGACUCAGUGCAGGGAGUUGAGAAAGAAGCUGCAGGAAGAGGAGAACCACAGCAAGGAACUGAAGUUGGAAGUUGAGAAACUCCAGAAGAGAAUGGCUGAAUUGGAGAAACUGGAGGCAAUCUUUAACAGGAGCAAAACGGAGUGCUCACAGCUUCAUGCAAACCUGGAAAAAGAGAGACGUGUCGUGAAGGAUUUGGCCGGUGAGCUGGAGAUGGUGAAAACCCGGAUGAAGGAACUCGAGUCCUCAGAGUCAAAGUUCGAAAAAGCGGAAAUGGCCCUUAAAGAUGAGCUCGUGAAGCUGAAGUCCUUCACAGUUAUUCUGGUAGAUGAACGCAAAAACAUGGCAGAAAGACUCAAACAGGAAGAGCUGAAAAGUGAUGAUUUAAGUAAGAUGUUCAAAGCAGAGCAGGGGAAGGUGACAGAGGUCACAGAGAAGCUGAUAGAGGAAAGCAAAAAAGUUCUGAAAUACAAAUCGGAGAUGGAGAUCCAGGUGACGACGCUUACCAAAGAGAGAGAUGAGUUAAAGAAUAAACUGGCAGGUGAAGAGGAAAAGUGUAGGGAGCUAAAUGGCAAGCUGAGUGGGAUGAAGAUGACGAUAGACAGACUUGAGGAAACAGAGAGGGAAAUGCAGAGAAAGCGGGCCAGCAAGGAAAAUAACCAAAAUCCAGAAGAAGAUAACAAAGUAAUAGAGCUCACGCUAGAAAUCGAAAGACUGAAGAGCCGGCUCAAACAUCUUGAGGUGGUUGAGGGCGAUUUGAUGAAAACCGAAGAUGAGUAUGAUCUGCUUGAAAAGAAAUUCAGGACAGAGCAGGAUAAAGCAAACGCUCUAUCAAAGCUUCUGGAAGAGAUGAAAAGUCAGAUUGCCCGAAACAAAGCCAUAGAGAAAGGAGAAGUCAUGAGUCCUGAGGCUGAGCUGAGAAUUCGCUGCAAGAUGGAGGAGGCCAAAACCAAAGAUCUGCAGGCAGAUGUUCUGGCUUUAAAGGAGAAAAUCCACGAGCUGAUGAACAAAGAAGACCAGCUCUCCCAGCUGCAGGUUGACUUCUCUUUCCUCCAGCAGAGAUUUAUGGAGGAGGAAGAGAGGAAUAAGAGCAUGAGCCAAGAAAUGCAGAACCUCAACAAGGAGCUUGAAGCUGCCAAGCGGUACAGUCGUGCCUUGAGGCCAAGCAUGAAUGGCAGGAGGAUGGUGGAUGUCCCAGUUACCUCCACAGCCGUUCAGACAGAUGUGAUGGCCAGCGAGCCUGCAGAGGACGAGACGGCAGCGGGCUUUAUCCGGAAAUCAGUUCUUGAGGAGAACCACUUGAUGAGUAACCUCAGGCAACACAGUCUCAAGAAGCCAACAGUUCUUGAACGAUACCCUCCAGCUUCAGCGGAACUUGGAGCCAAAAAAUCUUGGAUACCCUGGAUGAAAAAGAAGGAGGCCAUCACAAUCACUCAGACCACUCCUGAGAAGAUCCACGGGGUCUCUUUGCUUCAUCCACCGGAGGCAACCAUGUCCCAAAAACCGGGUCAGCCACUUCAUAUCAGAGUGACCCCGGAUCACGGGAACAGCACUGCCACCUUGGAGAUCACCAGCCCUCGAGCUGAAGAUUUCUUCUCCAGCACCACCAUCAUCCCGACUCUCGGUCUUCAGAAACCCCGCAUCACAAUCGUCCCUAAACCCACGACCGUGACCUCAAAGACCAAAACCUGUGACGGAAUGGAAGGUCUCAGUCGAGCCAAAUCUCCUGUCACAAUCACCACCAUCUCCAGAGCAAAGAGUCCAGAGAGGAAUGGCGGGAGCAGCCAUCAGUCACCAGUGUCCAUCAUCACCGUCAGCACCACCCCUGUGGCUGAAGCGUGUGCUUUAUCUGAGCCUCACGAAGUUUCCACAGGCCGCACAGUAAUCAAGGUGACCCCAGAGAAGCAGCCUGGAACUACACCUGUCAGGAAAUACAACAGCAACAUCAUCACAACGGAGGACAACAAGAUCCACAUCCACCUGGGUCCACAGUUUAAGAGGCCGUCUGAGGCCUGCAGCAGUCCUGUGCUGACACUCAGGCCAACUGGCCUGAGUUCAGAAAGCAGAGAAACAGGAACAGUUCUCCGCUCUCCACGCCAAGCCUCAGCGGGGAAAACCACUCCGAGCAAAAUGACAAGCAGCAUAACGAUCACGCCUAUCACCUCGGCCGCCUCCAGGCCAACGCAGUCAGUGUUGCUUCUGAAAUGUUUCAAAAUGAAAACAGGUGGUCUGUGCUUCCUAGAUAGCACUCUGUCCAGCCCAGUGCAGAUGUGCAGUAUAGUCGGAGCACCGCCACACGGAUCCCUGUGUCAAAAGGUUCACUGAUGGAUGCUGGCACAGUAAAUUGGCGCCGCUGAGCCAUGAAGAAUGGUGAAGAUGAUGGGAGACUUUUAACAACAAAAACAAGAAGAAAAAAAAAAAAUCAGAAGCUUCAGUACAUGAUGCAAACAGUCACACCUCCCACUUCUAAUGAUUCCCAUCCCCCCCUUUGUGUUCACAAACAAACACCUUCCAUUAGUGGAAUAAAUUAACACCAUAAAAUGGAAUUAUUAUUAUUUGGGGGCUUUUUAUCCUUUAUUAUAACAGGGAAGCCAGGAGAGAGAGGAGUAGGAAAACACUCAGUUAAUUCAGAUGUGGGGCUUGGCAAUUGCCUUGUGGCUUAUUUGUAUCUGCUCAACCCAGUGAGGUGUACUGGCACGCUGUUUUAUUAGGCAUCAAAUCGUUAACAAUUUUAGUCUGUAUUGCCAGGCAGGAGCAGAGGAAGGUUUCAGAGAAGAUUUAUGGAUGUAGUGAAAAAGGACAUACAGAGGAUUGGUAUGGAUGAGAUGGGAUGAUGUAGAGGCACUGUGGUAAUCCACUGAGGCGACCCUUAAAGGGAACAGUGGAAAGAAGAAUAAGUUUUUCUCUUUUUUUUUUUUUUUUUUGCUAAAUCAGUUUUAAAACAUAUAUAAAAUGAAAUAAAAAACAACAACAAAACAAACAAACCUGUUUUGAAAGUUGCUGAAUAUCCUGCAGUUGGACAUGAAGAUAAUGAAUGACAUACAGUGUCUCUGAUGGUUUAUUUGCCAUAUUAUUUAUGUGGAUGUGAACAUAUGCAUACAGUGCUUGGAAAUUUCAAUUCGAAUCCUUGAACAUCUCGCUUUUUGUUAUUCUUUUUCAAUAUACAUGAUGUAUGCUGUUUGAAGCCUACGUGAUGGCUUUCUGAGACUUUAUUCACACACACGGAUAUUGUCAGUGAAGAACUUCUUCAUGUUGAUAGAAUUAAAUCUGACAAUAAAAUUCUACCAGCAGUGAAA
Neolamprologus brichardi is the source of this 4931-nucleotide messenger RNA. It is a transcript of the gene filip1b, whose product is annotated as filamin A interacting protein 1b. The record is from RefSeq and is a predicted model, not a curated record. NCBI's taxonomy places the organism in Eukaryota, Metazoa, Chordata, Actinopteri, Cichliformes, Cichlidae.